GUGUACGGUUUGACUUUAAAAGGAUAAUUGCCCUUGCGGGUCAAUGAUCGAAGUUGUUUUGAAACUGACAUUCGUAUAUUGACUAAAUAAUUUAAAGAGAAUAAUAACAAUUUAAAACUCCAAAGCCAGUGCUCUUGAUGCUAAUUUCUGAUCUCGAUAAAACCCUGAUUAAAAGUCUAAAGUAGUAUAUAUAUAUCCCUCAGUUCCAUUGUCACGUUACUAUUCAUUGCGCAGUCGCAUAUACCGGAGUGGGUGCAUGGGGAGCCGGCCCUCAAAGAUACUGAGAACAUGACGUUUGCCCCCACAUCCCCCUUACUUCCCUCCAAAACCGAUCGAGCAUCUUCCUAGCCACUGUUUGGUUGACAGGCAACAAUUCAUGAGUGCUUGACAUUGGAACUUUUUCCGACUUGGUCACAAUUAAUGUGCAUCAGUUCACCUUAAAAUUAUGUUUUAUCCCCGCUUCUGUUCUGAUAAUAACACUCACUAAUAAGUUAAAAUAACUCUUCUUAGCAGGCCAGUAAAGGUCAUCCCAUAACUUGUUAAUUCAGGUCGUUUUUUGUUUUUUUUUUUGAGGGGGGGGAGUGGAUGAGGUUUUACAGACAUAAUUUUUUUGGGGUGGGGACCAUCCUUACGUUAGAGUGGUGCUCUCAGACUUCUAUGAUUUCAAUUUCUAAGUCUGUGGUGGUGCCCAUCUCUUCCUCUCUGCACUACCUUCCCCAACCCUACACACGUCCAUGGACGAUACGUCGUAUGUGUCCUCAUAUGGUUCGGAUGCCUUCUUGGUUUCGUUCCCAAAAGAUAAACCGUAUAGGGCUUUGGCUGUUUCGCGGUCUUCGUGCGAUGUGUAUUUAUGUUUUGACUUUGGUCCCAAUCCUUCCUAAGAGCGCAACCCUAAGGCAACACAAGCAAGACUGCAAUUGGCAUUAUACUUACCUAACCCUUUUCUUAAAUAACAGCUAAAAGAGGGAGGUAGAGUGUGUCGCGUGCUUACCUGUGCUCUGUAUAGAGGUGUGAGCAGCGUGAAGAGACAAAUACAGAAAAUGAACCCUCUGAUGGACGAGGAUAACUCAGCUUACUGUCCCAGCUGUUGUAGCACUCUUGUGGUACCGUACAUUCGAUGUGCUGAAUGCGCUUUGAAAACCGAGUUGUGUCUCAAAUGCUUUGCUCGCGGUGUGGAAUUUGGUGACCAUCAAAAUUCACACUCUUAUUGUGUUGUCAAACUAGACUUUCCUUUAUAUGAAAGCCAUUGGACAGCACAGGAAGAGCUACAGCUUCUGAAGCUAAUCGAAAGCUGUGGCUAUGGAAACUGGAAAGAAAUUGGGAUGCACAUGAGAGAUAAAACUGGAAGUGAGUGUGAGGCUCAUUAUAACAGAUACUACAUAAAUUACCCUGAAGAUCCUUUACCAGGAUUUCCAGAAUACCACCAGCAGAUCUACCCAACACCUAUGGUAUUCACAUUAUCAGAAGACCCUCCUCGGCCACCAGAGGGCUCUGCCAUGUGUACAGAUAUGGCAGGGUACUCAGCAGCCAGAGGAGAUUUCUCAGUUGAGUAUGACAAUUUUGCUGAAAUGGAUAUUUGCAACAUGACAUUUGACCCAGCAGAUAAUGAAGAUGAGGCAGAUAAAAAAUUAACUGAAGAACUUAAUCUUACUCUGCUGUUCAUUUAUCGAAAGCGUUUAAAGGAAAGACAUCGCCGAAAAAGAAUUUUGAAAGAUUAUGGCCUUAUAAACAUCCGAAGAGAUGGCUUGCAGAAAAUUGGAGUUGAGAAAGAACUGCGAAGGGUGAUGGAUGAGAUGAGAGUCUUCACAACACUUAUGUCACCAAUGGAGAAUGACAAACUCCUUGCUGGCAUUCAGUAUGAAUAUGAUCUGAAAAGAGAAAUAAAGAGGCUGCAAGAGUACCGUACAAAUGGUUUGAAGCACUUGCGUAGUAUCCACCUCUACAAAGUGUUGCGCCAGCGCAGAGCAGCCUCAAAACAAAAGCGACACCUGCUGACUGAUGUCAUCAGUCACAUUCGAGACGAAACAGCCUGCCAGACAUGGCUUCAACGUCAUGCUGCAACAGAUGGAAGCAAUAAUUCUUUUAGUGUGCCUCUUCCAUCUGCACCUCGGAGAAAUGCUCCUCCCUUGGACAUCGCAGGCUUCCCAGGCUACGAGAACUUGUCACCAAGUGAAAGAGAGCUGUGUCAAACUGUACGCCUUGUUCCAAAAGCAUACCAGGAGUUCCGUACACUUCUGAUAAAUGAAGACCACAAGCAUGGUGGCCUGAGGCUGGCCCAGGCACGAACACUCAUCAAGAUUGAUGUCAACAAAACACGCAAGCUUUAUGAUUUCCUGGUGCAAGAGGGUGUCAUUAAUAAAAUUAGAUGAUGUACUUCA
Pomacea canaliculata is the source of this 2378-nucleotide messenger RNA. RefSeq names its product transcriptional adapter 2-alpha-like. NCBI's taxonomy places the organism in Eukaryota, Metazoa, Mollusca, Gastropoda, Architaenioglossa, Ampullariidae. The record is from RefSeq and is a predicted model, not a curated record. The transcript is spliced from 13 exons. Gene Ontology annotation, molecular function: transcription coactivator activity; chromatin binding; protein binding. Gene Ontology annotation, biological process: chromatin remodeling; regulation of transcription by RNA polymerase II. Gene Ontology annotation, cellular component: SAGA-type complex; nucleus. The coding region runs from base 1041 to 2369 and encodes 442 amino acids.